AGGAAUCCAACUUUCUUCAAGACGAUCCUCGUCCCCACGGCCAAGAUGAAGAAGUUCGUUCCCCGGCAGCGCAAGCAUAAAGUUAUUGCGCGGACUAAAGAGUUGUCGAAAAAUGAUGGCGUCCCCGACAGCAAUACGGUCGAGAUCAUGCCCACCGCGAAGGCUGAAUUGGAAGAGAAGAAGCGGUUGCUCCGUGAAGAAUUGAAGAAAGAGAGCGCGAAGAUGAGCGGGAAGAAGGCGAAGCGGUUGGAGAAAUAUAUAGAUACGAAGCUGAAGAAAGAUGAGAACAGGAUCUUGAUUCAGAACCUCGCGUUGAACAAGACUGAUACGAGUCUGUAUUCGAGCUCCAGUAGGAUGGGCCAAGGGAAGGAGUCAAAAAGGCAAAGAAUGGGAAGGGCGCUGAGAGAGGCUGCAGCAGGCAUAGAUUUGGACGGGGAGAAUGACGAGAUAUUAUUCGAAAAGCGGGCGCUGAAGGAUGGCCCUGUUGACAGAGACAGCGAUGCGGAGGACGAGGACGACGAGAUGUCGGGAGCGGCUACAACCACUACUGAGGGCACGGCAAACGAAACAAAACCAGCUCCAUUUGCUGCUGCAGCUGGAUCGGGACUGAAGAGGCCACUGGAGUUGGAUGACUCGGGAAGACCAGUUAUUCAGAAACGACAGAAAAGAGGCGGCGUCAACUCGAAGCUUUCCUUCAAGGCUGAACCAAAAGCUAUGCCUACAGCGGCCGCUGAGCCUGCCUGGACCGGCUUUUCGGCAUUCGAAGAUAGCGAAGAGGGUGAUGAGGACAUGGACUCAGACAUGAGUGGCAGUGAACUUGAUUCGCCUAAAGUAGAUGACGAGGCUACAUCGGGGGGUGAUGAAGCCACGUCUGAUGGAGAAGAUGGAAGUGAGGAGUCGUCAGACGAUAGUGAAUCUGAAGACAAUACCGAGAACAAGAAGGAGAGAUCUUCUGCCUUUAAGUCAUGGGCAAACCAACAACGGAAUGAAGCCAUGGGGUUCGAACCUACAAAUACGACGCAACUGGCCACUCUCACACCUAGACCCGAAAACUUUCAACCUCGCCCAUUAGAGUCGGAUCCUUUACCUGCAGAACUCCAAACUGCGAAUAGCAUCGCACGAAAGGCAUUUGCAGUCUCAUUCAACCGGUCGGCGGAAAUUCAAGAAGCAAGGAUGCAGCUUCCGGUUGUUGGAGAGGAGCAGAGAAUUAUGGAGGCCAUACAUAACAACUCUACUGUCGUCGUCUUUGGUGCAACUGGUUCGGGAAAGACUACGCAGGUACCGCAGUUCUUGUAUGAAGCUGGCUAUGGAUCUCCCGAUUCUCCCACGCCUGGUAUGAUCGGAGUUACGCAACCCAGGCGUGUUGCUGCUGUCAGUAUGGCAAAGCGCGUGGGCGACGAAUUAGGUGACCAUGGCGACCGAGUAGGUUACCAAAUCCGUUUUGAAGGUACAGUGAGCCCGAAGACGGCUAUUAAGUUCAUGACGGACGGUGUUCUUCUCAGGGAGGUUGCACUGGAUAUUGCACUCCGAAAGUAUUCAGCUGUCGUUAUUGAUGAGGCUCACGAGCGCAGCGUCAAUACGGAUAUCCUGAUUGGGAUGAUGAGCCGAGUAGUCAGAUUACGAGAUGAGAUGGCACUCGAAGAUCCUUCCAUCAAACCGUUGAAGCUCAUUAUUAUGUCGGCCACAUUACGCAUCACAGAUUUCACGGAAAACAAGACCCUCUUCACAACACCUCCCCCGGUUGUACAGGCUGAGGGCAGACAGUUCACUGUCACGAACCAUUUUGCUCGCCAGACACGCCACGAUUAUGUCGAGGAGCUGUUUAAGAAGGUAUCCAAGGCCCACAAGAAACUUCCGCCUGGAGGCUUCUUAGUGUUUUUAACUGGCCAAAUGGAGAUUACGCACUUGAGUAAGAAGUUAAAGGAGGCCUUCAAAAUUGGUACCAUGGCUUCAGGCCCGCAAGUCCGUAUUUCUGGACAAGAUGCCCCGGCUGAAGCUGAAGACGUCGAUUUUGGUGGUCUUAUGGAAGAAGAACUUGAUUCGGAUGAUGAAUCUGUUGAUUUUGAAGGCGACGAUAACGAUGAUGCCGAGUUUGACAUUGGCGAGGCAGAGGAGGUCGGACCGGCAAAGAUGCACGUCUUACCUCUUUACUCUCUCCUCCCUACCAAAGAACAACUGCGAGUUUUCGAACCACCUCCCGAUGGAUCGCGACUCGUCAUCUUGGCGACUAACGUAGCUGAAACGUCUCUCACGAUCCCUGGAAUCAGAUACGUCUUUGACUGUGGGCGAUCAAAGGAGCGCAAGUACGACGAAAAGAUAGGCGUGCAAAGUUUCGAGAUCAGCUGGAUCAGCAAAGCGAGUGCAAGCCAGCGUGCUGGUCGUGCUGGACGUACGGGACCUGGUCACUGUUAUCGAAUGUACUCCUCCGCGGUCUUCGAGCGCGAUUUCCGCGAAUUCGCCGAGCCAGAGAUCCUACGUAUGCCAAUCGAGGGAGUGGUAUUACAGCUCAAGGCGAUGAAUCUCCAACACGUCGUCAACUUCCCCUUCCCCACCCCGCCCGACAGAGCAAGCCUCGCCGCAUCCGAGCGGCUCCUGACCUACCUCUCAGCCAUCUCCCCCACCGGCCAAAUCACCAAAGUCGGCUCCACAAUGUCCAUCUUCCCCCUCUCUCCCCGCUUCGCCCGCAUCCUCCUCAUCGGACACCUCCACGACUGCCUCCCCUACACCAUCGCCCUCGUCGCCGGUCUCUCCACAGCAGACAUCUUCAUCCCCGAGAACCAGGUUGUUCCCGCCCUGACCCCCAAAGACGAGAAUGACGAGGACUCCCACUUCACCCAAGCCGAUCGCCUAGAGGAAGACGCGCGCAACGCGAUACGCCGUAAAUACAACGCCGUCCAACACGCCUUCUGCUCCCUCGACGACCGCUCAGACGCCAUCAAGCUCCUCCAAGCCGUCGGCGAAUUCGCCCACGAGCCUACCGAAGCAUGGUGUCGCGCGCAUUACGUCCACUACAAGGUGCUCAAGGAGAUCCUGCAAUUGCGUCGCCAGAUCACGGAUUUACUGCGCACCAACAUCCCUGCGUUCGCGGGACUGACGUUUGUUGAUAAACUGCCCUCGCCGAGCGUGACGCAGAUCAAGGCCCUGAAGCAGAUGGUUGCAGCGGGAUUCAUCGACCACGUCGCCAUUCGCGCGGACCUAGCGCCGAUUUCAUCGCCUGUGGGACGGAAACCGAGUCGUGCGAUCGAGGUCCAGUAUCUCACCCUCUUCCCGUCGCACGCGCGCUGCGACGACGAGGAUAAAGCUGUAUACAUCCACCCCUCCUCACCACUAGCGCACAGAUCCCCCAAGGAAUGCCCUGAGUACAUCGUCUACUCGCAUCUCCAGCGCGCAGCGCCCUCAGCGACGACUCCAGAGCGUGUGCCGAGAGCGAGGAUGCACGCGCUUGUCGAUGUUAGUGGUGGGCAGCUUGCGGCGCUGGCGAAGGGAACGCCGUUGUUGCAGUAUGGGAGGCCGAUUAAGGAGGGGAAGCAGCUGGAUAAGAUGGGGUUGGAGAAGGAGUGUUGGGUUGUGCCGUAUUUGAGGGCGGAGGGGAGGAAUGAUAUGGGCUGGCCGUUGCCGGCGAGGAAGGUGGUGCAGAAGAAGGUUUUGGGGAAGGGGUGGGUUAUUCAGGGGUAGGGUGGUCGUUUAGGUAUGCGUGGUAUUGAUAUUGGAUUGAUGAGUUGCCAUUGUGGAAGUGUUACAUGUGUAGCUCAAAGGUCUGAAGAUGGGCCGCGGCUACAGCCAGUUAGAGACUCGAAAUAUAUAGUAACGACUGAGUGCUCCUAUUAUUACCUCAUAACUCCGAGAUUGAAAGUACAGUAG
Molecule: messenger RNA, 3861 nt
Organism: Pseudogymnoascus destructans
Lineage: Eukaryota; Fungi; Ascomycota; Leotiomycetes; Thelebolales; Thelebolaceae
Gene: ECM16
Product: putative ATP-dependent RNA helicase DHR1
Exons: 1
Coding region: 46-3675 (1209 amino acids)
Biological process (GO): maturation of SSU-rRNA from tricistronic rRNA transcript (SSU-rRNA, 5.8S rRNA, LSU-rRNA)
Cellular component (GO): nucleolus; intracellular anatomical structure
Molecular function (GO): ATP binding; RNA binding
Source: RefSeq, a predicted model, not a curated record